ACACACACAUGUUGCGGUCACAUUAAGUUAAAAGCAGUCAAAGGAAACGGAUUGUUUUGUUUACCUCCGUCGAUACUCCCAAUAAUAAGGAUUUAAUAAAAUUGUAUACCUAAGAAUAAUUGCUAAUUAAAAGUGUGUGCGUGCGUGCUCGUUGAGGGGAGAACGAAAGAGAAACACAAUAACAAGGACAACAAACUGAAUAGGCUUCAAACAAAGCAAUUUUCUUGUGGGAGUCAAAACAGGAGAGGCGGAGGCGGAGUGAGUGUGGGAGCAAAGGUAGCCGGCGUUUCUCUUGUGUUUCUCCUUCUCUCUCUCACUAUCAAAAACCUAUCUGGGAAAUUUUUAAGAAAAUCUAAUGUCGUCGGCAGCCGAACUGAAAUUAUCCCGUGUGCUGGGUUUGGCCAAAAAGUUCAACAAUUUCUAUUUAACAGGUUUUCAAAAGGGCGACAUACGUCCCUUUCUUGUUGAAGGUCAACAAUGCGGUCUUAUUAAAUCGGAUGUAUUGAAGCAACUGGUCAAGUAUCCUGAAGUGUUUUGCAUACGUGACUGUGAGCAUACCAAACAGGGUCUGGUUGAGCUAAAUCCGGCAUUCCGUGAUUAUAAUGAACGCACGCAGCAAUUGGAAAAAGUAUUACGUAAUUUACGUAGCGAGGGUCUCUUCCCAGCUCUACAGGGAUGGCGGGAUGAAUACUUCGAGGUCAAGUCUGAGCACAAUGCUCUUCUUAAGAUGGAACGUGCAGCCACACCUUUGUUUGGCGUUCGCAAAUAUGGGGUAGAUAUUAAUGGCUAUGUGAUACAUCCAAAGCAUGGCCUAUGCAUUUGGCUCCAACAACGCUCCAAUACCAAAGAGACCUGGCCUGGCAAAUGGGAUAAUAUGGUUGGGGGUGGACUAUCCGUUGGCUAUGGCAUCAAGGAGACAGCUAUUAAAGAGGCCGCCGAAGAGGCAUCCAUUCCAAGUCAUCUGGUCAAGAAUUUAGUUUCAGCCGGCUGUGUUUCAUUCUUUUUUGAAAGUCGUCAGGGUCUAUUCCCCAAUACGGAAUAUGUCUUUGAUUUGGAACUUCCAGUGGACUUUGUGCCACACAAUGCCGAUGGUGAGGUCCAGGCAUUUGAGCUAUUGCCAGCCAAAGAGUGUGUGGAACGUGUAUUUACCCCGGAAUUCAAGACGACCUCGGCGCCGGUCGUAAUUGAUUUCUUGAUAAGGCACGGUCACAUCACGGCCGAUGAUGAAUUGGAUUUCACUCAGAUUGUUGAGCUAUUACAUGUACCGUUGCAAUCUCUAUAUACGUACAAGACGCGGCUGGAGCAAAUGCAAAAAUUGCAGCAACAAAAGUUGCCCAAUGAUGCAAACAAUUGUAAUUGUCCAAAUUUACCCCCAGUUAGACCCCUUGAGAAUGGUCACAAGAAGGCUGCCUAAACUAAAUGGAUCGACACACACACACACACACUGUAAUAAUGAACAACGAGAAAAACAUAUAUUUAAAAAACAAAAAAACACACCAACAAGAACAAGUGCAUUGAGAAGCUGCGGACUAGAUACGAGAGACUGCUUUUGUAGUGGGAUUUGUAAAAUCCAAAGCCAAUAAUCGAUAGAAAAACAUAACAAAAAAAACAAGAAAUUCAAUCAACCAAACAACCGAAACAAACGACAAGAUCUAAAUUAUUAAAAGUAAUAGAUUAUGAUUAUUAUUAUUAUUAUGAUUACGAUGGCAAAGAUCGCUUAAAGUUAUUUACAAAUAUUAUUUUAAAUUGUAUGUGCUGUUUAUUGUAAAUGUAUAUCUAUUUACAAACAUAUAUUUGGUAUACACAUGCAUACAUUCAAAUAUGUAUAUUAUUUUUAAAUAUUUAUUACAUACAUACAUACAACAUGCCUAUAUACUCUCCUUA
Messenger RNA from Drosophila willistoni, 1884 nucleotides. RefSeq lists its product as uncharacterized. NCBI's taxonomy places the organism in Eukaryota, Metazoa, Arthropoda, Insecta, Diptera, Drosophilidae. Gene Ontology annotation, molecular function: 8-oxo-dGDP phosphatase activity. The coding region runs from base 356 to 1414 and encodes 352 amino acids. The record is from RefSeq and is a predicted model, not a curated record. The transcript is spliced from 4 exons.